Messenger RNA from Pimephales promelas (fathead minnow), 5004 nucleotides. Lineage: Eukaryota; Metazoa; Chordata; Actinopteri; Cypriniformes; Leuciscidae. The record is from RefSeq and is a predicted model, not a curated record.
AAAAUUACACACAAGUGCAGCUCUUUAGACUAAAGCGAAUUUAUGCUUUUCUACACCGUGUUGAAUCUGCGGAACUGAACUCUGCGCUGGUCUAGCAUGCGGGCUACUUCCUUGUUGGUGAGUCGGUGUGAGAGGGCGACAAGAAGUUUCAACCUCGCAUAAGUAUGUGUGGAUUUAGCUGACAUUUUUUAUGGGAUAUUUCCCUUCCUAAAUCUCUCCAAGCGCACAAAACAACCCGUUUUUAACACAUCCCUCGGAGGACACCGCUACCCGAGCCAUGGAGGUUGAUUUAAAGGCUGUUGUGUGGCUGAUUUGCUAAGUUAGCCUAGGCUGCUAACACAAUCUUUUCAUCACACGCGCGGAACUGGAUUAUAACUCGAGCCUUUUAUUGACAUACUCGAGGCAUUUCGAGGAUUUAUCCGAUUGUUGUGCAUCGGGAUGGUUAGAUGCGAUGGAUUCGCUGUGAUCUGGAUGGGAACGGUCGCUGUGUGAACACAUAAAUGCUAGCUGUGCUAACUAGCGCUUAAAGUGGGUUUCAAAUGUUUUGCUUUGUUUGUACUGAAACACGAGUGGAUAAAAGUGGGAUAUUAAAUGCCUAACCCGGAGAUCGUUCCCCGCGAGGGCCGAGGGAGAAGCCCGCCGCCACAAAGGACUCAGCGAGAGGCGAGACGGAGCAAGAGCCACCGCGAGAAGCACCGGGAGAAGGGCCGGUCGUCGUCGUCCUCCUCCAGGAGAAAGAAACACAAGCACGCCAGGGAGAAGCAACAGCAGUCGUGGCAGCAGCAAGAGGUGGUUUACGACGGCGAUGUGCGGACUUUAGUGGAAUACGACGAUGUGAGCUCGCAAUCCGAGCGUUUCUCCGGGAGCCCGUCGCCCAGAACCGACACACUUUCCGUGGAGCGACUGAGCGAAGCCGAGCUUCAGGACUCAAUCUGCGGAGGUGCUUCAACACCGGGGAGGAGAGAGCAGAACUCCUCAUCACGGAGGAGAGAUGGAACCGGUGCAUCGGCGGGGAGAGCCCGGCAGGAGAAGGAGGUGAAGAGGAACCGAUCCAACCGGGAGCAAGACGUGAAAAACCACGACAGCAACGGUAGAAAGCCUUCAGCCGCGUCCCAAGUGGAUAAAAAGGACUCAAAGCGACAUAAAAGCAAGUCCAAAUCCGAGAAGGACCCCCCAUCUGCGUAUAGAGAACCGCCACAAGCUUACCGGGACGAGCGGGAGGAGCUCCGGGCCUACCGGAGGAGCAGUCCGAGCUUCAAAGCAGUGGAUAGUCCCUACGGGACCUCUUAUUCCUAUGGAUAUCAGUCCCCGAACACAAACUUCCCGUUUAUUUCCCGGAGGAGCCCGAGGAGGGUGUCUCCCAGCUCGAACUACUACGGUCGGGAGUCUGAGUUGUACGGUGCCUAUAACGUUUCGAAGUCCCCGAGCUCGUACUCGAGUAAGAGGAAGCGCUCGCCGUCCAGCCCGUACUGGCGCCGGUCCCCGAGCUACGGGCCCUACGAGCAGGGCGAGGUCCCCGGGACACGCGCCAGGAGCCCCUACAGGAAGUCCCCGAGCCCCAGCCCGGACGGCAGGCGUCCGGCAAAGUCCCGCAGCAGAAGCCCGUACACGUCGACCCGCCACUCGCGGUCCCGUAGUCGUCAUCGCCACUCACGGUCCCGAAGCCGGCCCUCGAGUCUCUCUCCCAGCACACUGACCCUGAAGAGCAGCCUGGCCGCCGAGCUCAGCAAGCAGAAGAAGGUGAAAGCCGCCGAAGCCGCUCGCGUCAAAACCUCCAGCAACGCCUCGACCCCGACCAAAGGCUCGUCGUCCUCCAGCGCUCCUCAGCCCAACCCGGGGUCCAACCACACUCUCAAGAAGACCCGCCCACCCUCACCUCCACCUGUGUGUGAGAAAGGCCCCAGAACGCCCGUGUCUAGCCAGCCUCAGUCUCCUGUGGACCGACCCAAGAGGAGCGCAGACGCCUCGCUGCCCGCCAGGGACGCCAAAGGGAAGGAAGACAAGAAGAAAGCAGGAGCGGUCAUGCAGGUGAAGGAGAAGGAGCGAGAGAAAGCGGCUGUCGCCUCUCUUCCACCGGCUCCCAACAACCUGGAUCACGUGGACGGAAGCGACAGCUUGAAAGACUCUUCAGGAACCACAGGGAAAAAAAACUACAAACCAGAAAGGAAAGCGCGUGCGCUCCUCUCGGACCUGCCUCUUCCUCCAGAGCUCCCGGGCGUCACCCCCGGGUCCCCACACAGCCCGCCGGAUGAGAAGAAGAUGCCCGUCCCACGCAAGAGACCAAAAAUUUGUGGCCCGCGCUUUGGAGAGAUCAAGGAAACCGAGAUCGACUGGGGGAAGCGGUGUGUGGACAAGUUCGAAAUCAUUGGGAUCACUGGAGAGGGUACUUAUGGGCAGGUGUACAAAGCCAAGGACAAGGACACUGAACAGAAAAAGUACAUUUUCCAAUUUAUCAUGCAGCCCUACUGUUUAUUGUAUAAUCACUCCAAUUUUCACCUUAAACCUUUCAUGUCACACAGGUGCAUUUUGGGAGAGCUUUUCACAAAGAAGCCCAUCUUUCAGGCCAGUCAGGAGCCAGCACAGCUAGAGCUCAUAAGUCGUAUCUGUGGAAGCCCUUGCCCUGCCGUGUGGCCAGACGUGAUCAAGCUGCCCUACUUCAACACCAUGAAACCAAAGAAACAGUACCGGCGAAGGCUAAGGGAAGAGUUCGCCUUUAUUCCUCUGAUGGCCCUGGAUCUGUUUGACCACAUGUUAGCGUUGGACCCGAGCAAACGCUGCACUGCAGAACAAGCUCUCAACAGUGACUUCCUCAAAGAUGUGGAUCCAGCCAAGAUGCCUCCGCCUGAUCUCCCUCUCUGGCAGGAUUGUCAUGAGCUGUGGAGUAAGAAGCGUCGGCGGCAGAAGCAGAUGCCGGAGGAUCUGACGGCUCCUAAAGCUCCCCGUAAGGAGCUCGGGCUGGACGACAGUCGCAGUAACACUCCUCAGGGCUUCCCCGCUGUUGGAGGACUCAAGGGCCCGAAUGCUGCCAACACUGCAGCCCUGCUGGACCCCAAAGCUCCCAACUCCCAACUGACUCAAGAACAGCUGGCUGUGCUCUUGAACCUCUUCCAGUCCAAAAGCGGCCCGGUGGGAUCGGCCCAGUUCGCCCAGACUAUGGGAUCGAAGAUGAACCCGGAGACGUUGCAGCAGCUGACGAAGGCUUUACCCGCUGGACCACCGGAGUCUGAACGCCCCCCAGAACCCCCCCUGCCCCCCACGGUCUCCAAACCUCCCCCGCCGCCUCCAUCGGGGGCCCGCACCCCCCCAAUGCCCAAACCCCCUUCUCCGCCGGCGCCGGGGAAGCCCGACGGAGAGGUGUCGGCCUCCGCCACGCAGACGGCGGUCACCAUGCUCCUCGCACAGCUGCUAAAGGUCCAGCAGGGGGCGCCGGGGGACAUCAUGGGCUUCGAGAGCGCAGAUGGAGUCCUGUCAAACACAGCAGGCCUACCUGAGGUCAAGCCUCCACCUGAGCCCAGCCCCGUAUCUCCAGUGUCUGAAGGGGGCGUCUCGUCCUCCAGGCCCCAGGAGCCGUUCUCCAUUCUCCCACCGGACCAGCGCCCGCCAGAACCUCCAGAACCGCCUCCCUGCGCAGACCUGGACUACCGACAGGCCCCCGAGCCCCAGCCGGGCCCCCCCGACGCCCCCCGACCCGCGGACUACAGCCGGCCCCCGCCUCCGUUCCCUCACGCCAGCUACCUCGGUCACAUGAUGCCCCCCCGGCCCCCCCUCGGGCCCGACACCGGGGUGUUCAGCGGAGACAAGGACCAUCGCUUCGAGUACAAUCACCACGUCGUCGGCCCCGGGCCCCCGGCUCCACCGGGCCAAGCCUGGACUUCCCCGUCCCAAUCCGGGGCGCUUCCGCUCGGGUUCGUUCCUCACGUGAACGCGGCGCUUCGGGGCAGAGGACUCCCGUUUUAAACCGGGAUUAACGAACUCGACGAUGAAUACGCACGCGUCUAAGACUCUAAAAGACAGCCCUCAAAACCAGCACUAAACGCUCUCAGAACGUGAUGCUUCGGAGUAAUUCGGGGGUUGUACGACUGGAGGGACGAACUGUUUGGGAUGGGAUGGGAAUUUUUUGGGGAUUUCCCACUCGUACCGUUUCAUAGAGCUUUUUUUGUUUUUUUUCCUCCAAUUGAUUUUUUUUGUAAUCUAUUCUCUACUGCUGUCUUUUAAAUUAAAAUUGUACUUUUUUUUGAGUGUUUUUAUGACCUGUAUUCCUUUAAUUGCGUAAGGACAGACUAGUAUUACAACGUUUUGCACUACUGAAUAAAAGUAGCUGGGAACGAGCGUGGAGUAAUGUGCUGUAUCUGCACAUGUAAAUGACCAGUAAUUCAAUUUAUUUUAUUUUUUUCUUUCCCUUUAGUCGUUUUUUUUUCUUCCUUCCCAAUGAUUGAACGAUUAUGAGCUCUGUCGCAAGGUUAAAAUCACUGGAGGGCCUUAGAAAGACUCCAGAAUGACUGGUAGCACUUGUGUGUGUGAUUGGCCGAUUGAACUGGUGUAUCUACUGAACGAGUGAACGGAUCAAAGCUGUGUUUUCUCACCGGUUCCCCACCAGCUCUUGUCUAUAGCCAUUGUAAAAUUGAAAGUUAAAGAGACAUUUAAAUGAUUUUCAAGGAGAUUAGCAACGAUGUCUUUCUUUUUUUUUUUUUUUUUUUUUUUUUUUUUUUUGAAGAUGUUUUCCCCCCUUUGGCAAAUGUUUAUUAAAGAAAUGCCAACGAUGUAAUAUGUUCUGGUAUUUUUAAUUGUUUGUGUACUUUUUGUACGUACACCGCCUGUCUUUAUAGGAAGUGUACAUGCAUCAGAAACAUGAAGUUAAGCUGACUUAUAUAAGAAAAAUCAUGAACGUGAACAUGGUUAAUGGAAGGAGACUGUAAAUUUAGUUUUCCAAUACUUGUUGGUAAAAUGAUUUGAAUAUGAGCACAAUUGAGACAAUGUGACAUUAAAUAUUAUACACGAAAUGGG